Messenger RNA from Cucumis melo (muskmelon), 3726 nucleotides. RefSeq names its product pentatricopeptide repeat-containing protein At1g73710. Lineage: Eukaryota; Viridiplantae; Streptophyta; Magnoliopsida; Cucurbitales; Cucurbitaceae. The record is from RefSeq and is a predicted model, not a curated record. Bases 564 to 3563 code for a protein of 999 amino acids. The transcript has a single exon. Gene Ontology annotation, molecular function: protein binding.
AAAAUUGGAAUUAUGGAUUCUUACGUCUCAAAUUAGGGCAUUAUUCCAUUUACCAACGGUUUGAGGGGGAAAACAAGACGAAAAAGAAAAACAAAGAAAAAACAUAAAUCAGUCGGCGUUGGAAUGGGCGGGUCUCACCGGCGGUGAAUCCCGGUUUCAGAGACGAGCAACGCUGUGGGUCUCUUGUUGGUAUGGUGAGUUGCUUUUCUGCCAUUUCUUCAGGUGGCGACAGAGCACGAUUAUACGCUGUAGUUGAUUUCUUCUGUUUAAUUUGGAGGAUGCUUUCCUCUUGACGAUGGUUUUUAUAGCUCGGAAGGUGAAGCGCCAUUGAAGUUGCUUAUGUUUUUUUUAUACCUGGUGUCAUAAGCUGGUUCUCGAAGUGGAUGUAUGCCCAAAGUUUGAACCAUUAUGUGUCUUGUUCUUUUGUCUCCAUUGUUUUGCUUUCAGUUUAGUUUUGUGUUGGGUGGGUUUUUUCUUUCAGUUUUUACAAGAAUUUUGAAGGUACUGGAUUUAGCAUUCACACUCCCAAAUUUACAUUCGUCAAAUUCUUACAAAGAGGCCAAAUGAUGCUUCACGUUGGCAAUUGUAGAGAAAUAGGGCAAGAUAAUUUCACUGCUCGCUUAAUUCAAACCAAAACUUCUUCUUCAUUUAUGGAGUGUGUCAAUGCGAAAGGACAACACUGCCUUUUCCUUUACACUUCAUUGACUAGCCGGGAGCUCAAUUUCGUAAAUUUGAAUUCUCAAAAGCAUGUUAAUAGAGACCUGAAGGUUUCUUUAGGGUUUAAGCUUCAGUGUCAUUCAAGAACUUUGUCCAUGCCCUCCCAAAGAUUAUCGACUAAUGGGAAGAAGAAGAGCUACGGUGGCAUAUUGCCCUCAAUAUUACGCUCUUUGAAGUCCUCUAAUGAUAUUGGGAGUAUCCUAAGUUCCUCGUGCCAAAAUCUGAGUCCGAAAGAACAAACUGUGAUACUUAAGGAACAGAGUCAGUGGGAAAGAGUCAUUCAGGUAUUCCAGUGGUUCAAGUCUCAGAAAGAUUACGCUCCCAAUGUAAUUCACUAUAACAUCGUACUUCGCACUCUGGGGCGAGCUCAAAAAUGGGAUGAGUUGAGGCUUUGUUGGAAUGAAAUGGCUGAAAAUGGUGUUGUCCCGACUAAUAAUACUUAUGGUGUGCUCAUAGAUGUCUAUGGCAAGGUAGGUCUAGUAAAAGAAGCACUUCUCUGGAUUAAGCACAUGAGAGUAAGAGGCAUUUUUCCAGACGAGGUAACCAUGAACACUGUAGUUCGAGUCUUAAAAGAUGCUGGAGAAUUUGAUUCUGCUGAUAAAUUCUACAAGGACUGGUGUAGGGGGCUGGUUGAACUGAAUGAUUUUGAUUUGAAUUCAGGGGUUGAGGAUUUUGGCGUUAAUUCUGCAAUUGAACCAAUUACUCUCAAGCAUUUUUUGUUGACUGAGCUUUUCAGGAUUGGCACGAGGAUUCCCAAUCGAAAAGUGUCGCCAGAGGUGGAUAAUUGUGUACGAAAGCCAAGACUAACAUCUACAUACAAUACAUUGAUAGAUUUGUAUGGAAAGGCAGGACGCCUCAAGGAUGCUGCUAAUGUGUUUGCAGAAAUGCUAACAACAGGUAUCUCAAUGGAUACCAUUACUUUUAACACUAUGAUCUAUACCUGUGGGAGCCAUGGGCAUCUUGCAGAGGCUGAAACUUUGCUUCUUAAGAUGGAAGAACGUGGAUUAUCUCCAGAUACCAAAACCUACAAUAUAUUUCUUUCUCUAUAUGCAAACGAUGGGAAUAUUGAUGGGGCCCUCAAGUGUUAUAGAAGAAUUCGAGAGGUAGGUCUUUUUCCUGAUGUGGUAACUCAUAGAGCUCUUCUGCAUGUAUUAUCGGAGAGGAAUAUGGUGGAAGAUGUGGAGAAUGUGAUAGCAGAAAUGGAGAAAUCUCAUAUUCUUCUUGAUGAACAUUCACUCCCUCGUGUCAUUAAGAUGUAUAUUAAUAAAGGCCUGCUUGAUCGAGCCAAGAUACUUCUAGAGAAGUAUGGAUUGGAUACUGAAUUGUCACCUAGGAUAUCAGCUGCAAUUAUAGAUGCUUAUGCUGAAAAAGGAUUGUGGUUUGAAGCCGAGUCUAUUUUUCUACGGAAAAGGGAUUUAGCAGGGAAAAAAAUGGAUGUUAUGGAAUAUAAUGUCAUGAUAAAAGCUUACGGAAAGGGUGAACUCUAUGAAAAAGCAUUUCUUCUCUUCAAGAGCAUGAAAAACCGUGGCACUUGGCCCGAUGAGUGCACUUACAAUUCUCUGAUUCAGAUGUUCUCAGGAGGUGAUUUAGUGGAUGAAGCAAGAAGCCUUUUGACUGAAAUGCAGGGAAUGGAGUUUAAACCGACAUGUCAGACAUUCUCUGCUGUUAUUGCAAGUUAUGCUCGCCUAGGACUAAUGUCUGAUGCAGUUGAAGUAUAUGAUAUGAUGGUACAUGCAGAAGUUGAACCAAACGAAAUCUUGUAUGGCGUUUUAAUUAAUGGAUUUGCUGAAAUUGGUCAAGCUGAAGAGGCACUUAAAUACUUUCGCCUUAUGGAGAAAUCUGGAAUUGCAGAAAACCAGAUUGUGUUGACAUCCCUUAUAAAGGCGUUUAGUAAGGUGGGUAGCUUGGAAGAUGCAAGGAGAAUGUACAAUAGGAUGAAAAACAUGGAGGAAGAUGCAGAUACCAUUGCAUCAAAUAGCAUGAUCAAUCUAUAUGCUGACUUGGGAAUGGUAUCUGAGGCUAAACAAAUUUUUGAAGAUCUGCGAGAACGGGGCUGCGCAGAUGGUGUAUCAUUUGCAACUAUGAUAUAUCUUUAUAAGAACAUGGGCAUGCUUGAUGAAGCCAUAGAGGUAGCAGAGGAAAUGAAAGAAUCAGGUUUGUUGAGGGAUGCUACAUCAUUUCACAAGGUAAUAGAAUGCUAUGCAAUUAACGGACAACUAAGGGAAUGUGGUGAAUUGCUCCAUGAGAUGGUAAUGAGGAAGCUUUUGCCAGAUAAUGGAACCUUCAAUGUAUUAUUUACUGUAUUAAACAAAGGAGGUAUCCCAGUAGAAGCCGUAUCACAGCUAGAAUCAGCAUAUCAUGAAGGGAAGACUUAUGCACGGCAAGCCAUCAUAGCUGCGGUAUUCUCUGCUGUUGGAUUGCAUGCUUGUGCUCUCGAGUUAUGUGAUACAUUCUUAAAGGCUGAAGUGCAACUUGACUCGUUUGCGUACAAUGUUGCCAUAAAUGCUUAUGGGGCGGCUGAAAGAAUCGAUAAAGCCUUAAACAUAUUUAUGAAAAUGCAGGAUCAAAAUCUCAAGCCAGACCUGGUAACUUAUAUAAAUCUGGUAGGUUGUUAUGGUAAAGCUGGUAUGAUUGAAGGUGUGAAGCAAAUAUACAGCCAACUAAAAUAUGGAGAGAUAGAGCGCAACAAAUCAUUGUUCUAUGCAAUCAUUAAUGUAUUUAGAAGUGCCAAUAGAUAUGACCUUGUCCAAAUGGUCACCCAAGAAAUGAAAUUUUCUUUGGACUCGGAAGUAUAUUCUGAAUCUGAGCUUGAUAAUCUGUCUGAUGAAGACUCACUAGGUUUUUGAAAUCCCAAAACAGUGUAAUCUUUGCAAUUGGCGUUCGUUUUUGGUGUAUUGUAUAUUGUACAUGAGCAGCUUUAAGCAGGUAUGUAUGUAUAUCAAUGUAGACAUGCAAUUGAUAUAUCAAUAUUAAAAAUUCUCUCAUGCUGCCAUGCAGCUUUGUCUUUAA